CCAAUCCAUUACCCGGCCACGUCAUCAACCUCCCUUCCCUCUUUUAAACCCAUCCCACACCCCCACCUCUCCUUCAAUUCUAAUUAAGAACCACCUAAAAUCUCUCUCUCUCUCUCUCUCUCUCUCUCUCGCAGGCGCACAACAAAAAUGGAGGGUCUAAUUCCUUUUGUGUACAAAGCCAUAAUGCAAUACAAGAAUGGAAACGAAGGUCAAAUAGGGUCGUGGUUCAGUGAGUCACCUUCAGCUGCCUACAUGCGACUUCCCGGCGACUCUGGUCGUUUCCAAACGUCGGAUAUACAACUUUUCCGUUCAGACUGUCGCUUCUCUAAUACCUCUUCACCAUCUUCCAGGGCUCCUUCUACGACGACCCAGAUAAUAGUGUCGUCCGGAGUUCAAUCUCCGCUUUCUCGCUUGACUCCCCGUCGAGUGGCAAGUACAUGAUCAACAUCGCACCUGGCCUGCCAAAAGAAAGCAGAACUUGUUAAUUUUAUGGGCUUUGAUGAUUGAUCGCAUCUACAGGAUUUGUGUAUGAUCGAUGAUAUUAAGUUUAAUCUUUUCUUCUUUGCUUUUAAUGGCUUUUAAUUAGUUUGGUUUGGUCAGUGAUAAGCGUGUGGGAAAAAAACCAAAGGGACCCCUCCGCUUUGAUCUGCUGUUGUAAGUGUGAAAAAUGUGUGAAGGUCAUUAGGGAAAUUACCUUCCAAAUA
This is a messenger RNA of Alnus glutinosa, 704 nucleotides long. RefSeq lists its product as uncharacterized. Lineage: Eukaryota; Viridiplantae; Streptophyta; Magnoliopsida; Fagales; Betulaceae. Bases 148 to 441 code for a protein of 97 amino acids. The record is from RefSeq and is a predicted model, not a curated record. The transcript has a single exon.